Schizosaccharomyces japonicus yFS275 is the source of this 3512-nucleotide messenger RNA. RefSeq lists its product as hypothetical. The transcript has 2 exons. The record is from RefSeq and is a predicted model, not a curated record. Lineage: Eukaryota; Fungi; Ascomycota; Schizosaccharomycetes; Schizosaccharomycetales; Schizosaccharomycetaceae. Bases 2581 to 3372 code for a protein of 263 amino acids.
GGUUGAAGAAAUUUGGUGUGGACAACCCUCUUACAGCAAGACCACAUAGAAAAGACUGUGAAGAAAAAGCCUUUGUCAAAUACUCAUAAAUUGAUUUAAUUACACGGUAAAAACACCGCGUAAAUGAUUUGACAAGUUUUGAUUUGUUUGUUGUGGACGUCGGGGGUGAUUGAAAUAUAAAAAGUGAAAGUGAUGAGGAAUUGUAUGGUUCGUAACUGUAGAAUGCCGAACAUCUUUGCCGUAAUGAAUAGCAGAGAUAAGAUGCUUUUGUUCAAGCAAGAAGAAAUUCGGAUUCCAAAACUUUUAGGACCAAAGCGUAUUGAAAGCUGAUUUCAUUAAAUCAUAACGAAACCAACUCCACUAGGUCUGCUUUUAUCAAUAGCUCUUUUCUCUGUGAUUCCACCAGGAAUCUUCGGACAGCGAUAGUUGUACAUAUAGUAAUUCAAGUAACCAUCGCCUUCGCCAAACAAAAGAUCCUUCAAAAAGAGGUUGUUAUCCAAAGCAGUGACUGCGUUGAAAACAUCAAAAUGGAGCUAUUCUUGUGUUAGUAUGACCAAUUACAGUUUGGGAGCGUUUGAAACACCCACAAAGAAAGGGAAACAUACAUUGUUGGCCAGAAUAAGGGCACUUUGAAGAAGCUCCUUCAGACGGUGAAUAUACUUUUCUUGAGCAGAAUCGGAACCGUCGCGUGGAUAUGAUUCGGUGGCAUAGUAAAACAAGUAUGCCGCUGAAAUGUGGUUGUACUUAGGGUUACCACUGACGGAGGAAGGCAAAGAGUAAAAUGAAAAGAAAUCGGUGAUCUUCUUCGUUUCUGGGUCCUGUAAACAGAGAGUUAGAAAGAAAACUGUAUACUAAAAAAAAAAAAAAUGAAAACACAAACCUCGACAACGUAGGUCCAAAUAACAGGUCCCUUAGAAACAGGAUUACCACACAACAACCAGUGUUCAACUUCUUUGUGCGUAAACAGCUGGGCAAGUUCAUAACGUUCCAAAAAUCGGGUCAGUAGAUCACAAACCUGUUCCACGUCCUUUGCUUCCAUUCUACGAAGGUUGGGAAGUUCAGUCUUCUUAGGCAGACCGAAACGUUCAAUUUCACGUUCUUCGCUUGAACCAAGAGGAAGAGGGGAGAAGCCAAUGUCAUACAGCUUUUUCCAGUUGAUGCUGCGAUGCAAGUAUCUACACGUACUGAUGGGACUGGGAACCACAAUUCCGGCGGUGUAAAUAGCUUGCCAGAUAUUCUUCAAAUGACAACGACGAGUGACUUCUUUGAUAAGGACAGGCGUUAGUCGCUUGCUACGUAACUUCUUGUGAACGCAGAGGAAGUUGACCUCAGAACAACGCUCAAAAACUCUGUCACGAACACGAACUUGUACGGGAAUCGCUGAAAUGAAAGCGACAAGUUUUCCAGACGACUUGACACGAACACCGACGUGCCAAUCCUUGACAUAACCAGGAGGCAUAAGAGCCCAUUGUAAAAACUUUGCAGAAUAGUCAAAACGAAGCAUGGAGGAAGAAUCUUCCACGUAAUUCUCCGUUAACAGCGAAUAAAUUUCCGUUAACUAUAAACAAGAAAAGAUAUCAUUAGCACGUGAAGCUCUCACUAACGCGAAGACAUUUUUCUGUGCAUACCUGCUUCUCAUCGCAAACGUCCAACGUAACCCAUUCAAAAUCUUUCAACAUGCGCAAUGGUUCCGUAGGAACGGCGGAAAUGUUUGUGUUUGGAUCAAUCGGUCCCUCAACAUCAUUCUCGUCAUCUUUUAAACUGUUAGUUGCGGAUCAUUCACUUUUAUUUGCAUACCAAACUUAGGAACUGGUUGAGUUUUCCAAAACUUGUACUCCUCGAACUUUUUGGGAAUAACACUUUCCUCUUCUUCUCCAGCACCGUCUGCGAGUGCUAGACGUUCCAAAAGCUCACGAAAACUCGCUGCAGUGAGCUUAUUUGUAGACGAAACUGUUUUCUCUUGCUUUUCUGGUGCCAUGCUACUUGGUACUAGGAGUGGUAAAAUGACCUAUAACAGGCCAAAACAGAACAACUGUUAAGCAGGCCUCAUGAACAAACGGCACAUUAGUUCGUGUUAUGUCUUGUUAUUACGUAUGCUUCGUUCAUAAAACACAUGCAUACGCGGGAAGACUCUUUUUUGUUACGUUUAGUUAUUAACAGAAUUGUCUGCUUAAAUUUUCAACUUGACGGAAUCGAUAUAAAUUGGCAGAGACAAUGAAGCUGUUUGCUAACACCUGUUUUUUUUUCCUCUUAGAAUGUUUGUCUUGAUUUGUCCUAUUCAUCAAUGUACAUUGAAGUACUCUUACGAUUGAUCAAUUAUAGACAUUCAUUUGGUAUUGAGAUACCUAUUUUAAUAGCACUAUUUCGAAAAAUAAGUCUGUCGAACAGUUGAGUGCCGUUCACGUGGUACUAUUCGUUAUGUUUAUUUGUUUACAUUAAAGUCUAUAUGCUGAAGGCAUCGGUUCUUGUUCUUUAGCGUUUUCUGCUCCCUUGGAAAGCAUAGGCAAGUUACUCGUUCUUUGCUUAUAUCUUAUUCUUGGUAUUUGUCUGGCUACGGACAACUUGGGUUUUGAUUCAACUAUGAAUCAACCUUCAGAAGAUACGAGGGCUACAACUCCUCGGGCGUAUGCAGAUGACUUGCCUGAACCCACGAAUGCGCCUGAGGAUAUCCUUUUUCUCUUUGUCGUGCUUCUUACCAUUCCGGUUUUUAUACUUUUUCUUGUUGCACUUCGGAGAUACAUCGAUUAUAAACACAAGCCAAAUCGACUUUUGCGAUCCAUAUUCUGCUGUGUAGAAGACGAGCGGCGAGCCGGUGGAACGGACAUGUAUGCCAUGCCGGCGGGUGAAUCGACCGCUUCACUUCCUCCAUACACUGAGACAGUGCGUGCUGGGGAACAGACUAUUGCCGUGGAAGGGGAGCGUGAAAAUGUGGACGUCGUCUUGAGUGUACCUGACAAUACCGACGGCGAACCCGAUCCAUAUCCAUUCCCUGCUCAUGGAUUCAAUCACAGAAUGCGCUACUUACGGCUCCUACAAAAGUAUCGUAAUAGUCAUCCUCAAAUUGCUUAUGGAAGUAUUGGUAUAAGCCGAUGCAAUGGUAGCAGACUCGUUGCUGGUCUACCUCCACCUGCACCGGCUGUUUCUCCUAUGGAGCCAAAUGCCCCACUGUAUGACUACGAAACGUUUUAUUAUUCACCUGAUGACUUUGAUCCAGCAUCUCGCUAUUACUACCCUCGCAGUAAUUUAAGUCCUUGUAGCCAAAGGACUCUUCCUCCUCCUAGCUACUCGGCCGACGACCUCUCUUCCUUUUCAUUCCAUACGGAAGAUGGAUACUUGUCAGAUACCUCGACACUUAUUAGUCAAAUUGUUUAGUGGGCGAAGACACUUAUCUGCUUUGACACUUUUUUUUACUUGACAUCCAUUAGUUACAUACAUGUAUCCACGUGUUUUCCCUUCAACCUUGCUUUGUCACCGGGUAGUUUGAUUAUAAAUAAUACAUGUAUAUAUAUAUU